UUUGUACAACGUUCGCCGGCUACACGAGGCACCCUUGCCGGAUUUGCAUCAAGAUGUGGUAAUCACAUUUGAAUAGCAGUCAGGCGGAACAAUCGAAUGCCCGAGAUGAUUCGGUCGAAUCUUUCGAUGAUCUUAGUCGUAUCUAGUUCAAGCGAUGGUGCUCAAUCCACUCGAUUGAACAACACGAUGUCGGCAAAUAGUGAAAGCGGAAAUAGUGAUGAUGACGCCAGUGCAUCAAGUUCUCGUUUGGCUUCAACGAAGGAAAAGGAUCGUCGAGCUGAAGGUGGGCACGAUCGUGAAUUAAAUGGCUCGGUGCUAGCAAAUAGUGAAAUUCGAUAUGGUAAUUCUGAUGAUACCAUUACAUCAAGUUCGAAUUUGGCUUCAACGGGUGAAAAUGUUCGGAAGAUCUCAAUGAAAGUUUUGCACGUCUGAACAUCUUACCGAAUGUGAUGCGAAUAAAAGACGAACCGGACGAUUAUCCGCAAUUGGGUAAAAGAAGGGAGAACAGAAUCCGCUAUUG
Messenger RNA from Sitodiplosis mosellana (orange wheat blossom midge), 520 nucleotides. RefSeq lists its product as uncharacterized. The record is from RefSeq and is a predicted model, not a curated record. The coding region runs from base 97 to 432 and encodes 111 amino acids. Lineage: Eukaryota; Metazoa; Arthropoda; Insecta; Diptera; Cecidomyiidae. The transcript has 2 exons.